UUUAUCGUUUGUAUUGGUGCCUGGAUGCAAUGUUUUCCAUAUGUUACAAUUUAAACAGGUUAAAAAAUAACCUAUCAAUUGUAAGUCCGAUAACCUACAAUAUAAAUACAGUACAGUGCUGCGUUACACGAUACAUGAAUAGUUGUCCUCAGUGAUCGCACUGUUAGACCGGCAUAUUCUAUACCUAAUAAAUUAUCUUAUUCGAAUACGAAACCAGUCUGGCUUGGCUUUACAAGCGACGCGCUCGUGUACAUCGUAUAUUAUAACUUUGAUAGAGUUUAACAUGGUGAAAAUACACAAUUUCGGAGCCGGACCGGCAAAAUUACCCGAAGAAGUGUAUGAUAUAAUAAAAAACGAAUUGACCAAUUUCGGUGGAACUGGAAUUAGUUUAUUGGAAACCAGUCACCGUUCGCAAACAUACCUUAAACUGAAUACAGAAGUACAGGAUGUUGUAAGAAGAUUGUUAAAUGUGCCGUGUAACUACAAGAUAUUAUUCUUGGCUGGCGGGGGUCAGGGUCAGUUUGCUGCGGUGCCUCUUAACUUGAUAUCCAGGACUGGAACCGCUGAUUAUGUAGUCACAGGUACAUGGUCGGAUAAAGCUGCAAAAGAGGCGAAAAAGUACGGUAAAGUGAACCUAGUGUUGCCAGCGACGGACCGUCACACGGGCAUCCCGGACGUAUCUACAUGGAAACUGGACCCUAACGCAUCUUAUGUUCAUAUCUGUACCAACGAAACUAUUCACGGAGUGGAAUUCGAUUUCAUACCAGACACAAAGGGCGUGCCUCUUGUCGCGGACAUGUCCUCCAAUUUCAUGUCAAAGAAAAUUGAUGUUUCCAAAUUCGGAGUCAUCUACGGCGGAGCGCAAAAGAACAUUGGUACAGCGGGCGUCGCUCUCGUCAUAGUGCGAGAAGAUCUGCUGAACCAAGCUCUGCCAACUUGCCCCUCUAUACUGGACUGGACUCUCACCGCUAAGAAUGAUUCCAUACUGAACACUCCACCUAUGUUUGCUAUUUACAUAAUGGGCAGAGUUCUACAAUGGAUAGAGAGAGAAGGUGGUUUAGAUAAAAUGUCUGAAAUGGCGACAAAGAAGUCUUCACUGGUUUACAAAGUGAUAGAAGAGUCUAACGGUUUCUACUACGCGCCAGUCGUUAAGGAUGCGAGAAGUAAGAUGAAUAUUCCGUUCAGGAUCGGUUCUCCUGAAGGCAAUGAUGUGCUGGAGAAGGAGUUCUUGAAGGGCGCAGAAGCGAGAGGACUCAUACAGUUGAAAGGACAUCGCAUGGUGGGCGGCAUUCGCGCCUCCACGUACAACGCCGUGACGGUCGCGGAAGUGGAGACACUCGUCAGCUACAUGAAGGACUUCCACAGACAACAUUCCAAGUGAACUAUCUACUAAGUUGAACGUUUCUAUUUUUGUAUUAUGUUAAUGUUAUUAAAAAUUCUUUUAAAUUGUUCUUUACGAGAAUGGCUGUGUUUCGGAAAUAUACUUUCUUAUAAAUUAAA
Papilio polytes (common Mormon) is the source of this 1500-nucleotide messenger RNA. RefSeq names its product probable phosphoserine aminotransferase (gene Psat1). The transcript has 8 exons. Gene Ontology annotation, biological process: L-serine biosynthetic process. The coding region runs from base 284 to 1381 and encodes 365 amino acids. Gene Ontology annotation, cellular component: cytoplasm. The record is from RefSeq and is a predicted model, not a curated record. Gene Ontology annotation, molecular function: O-phospho-L-serine:2-oxoglutarate transaminase activity; pyridoxal phosphate binding. Lineage: Eukaryota; Metazoa; Arthropoda; Insecta; Lepidoptera; Papilionidae.